This is a messenger RNA of Knipowitschia caucasica, 786 nucleotides long. NCBI's taxonomy places the organism in Eukaryota, Metazoa, Chordata, Actinopteri, Gobiiformes, Gobiidae. The record is from the annotation of a GenBank genome assembly.
AUGAGCAUCAGCAUCCAGAGAGCCGCCGCCUGGGUGUUGGACCAUUACUACAGCGACUUCCCCGUUCACAAUCCGGCUGUUUUAAACCUGCCCAAGUCCAUCCUGUCCAAAAAAGCCUCCGCAUUCAAGAUCUACAGCCUCGGAGAAGAGAACAGCACGGGGAACUCCACAGGACAGUCCCGCGCCAUGAUCGCAGCCGCCGCACGGAGACGGGACAAUUCUCACAACGAGUAUUAUUACGAAGAGGCCGAGAUGGAGAGGAGGGUCCGCAAACGCAAGGCCAGGCUGGUGGUGGCAGUAGAGGAAGCCUUCACUCACAUAAAGCGGCACCAGGAUGAGCCGACACCCUCUUCCCCUAAACACCCGCGGGAGGUGAUGGACCCACGGGAGGCGGCUCAGGCCAUCUUUGCCCCGAUGGCCCGGGCCAUGCAGAAGUACCUCCGGGCCACUAGGCAGCAGUCUUACCACACUAUGGAGAGCAUCAUCAACCACCUGCAGUUCUGCAUCACACACAACAUGACACCCAAGGCCUUCCUGGAGCGGUACCUGGCUCUGGGCCCCACCCUGCAGUACCUGGACCACGGCAGGGGGCGCCAGUGGACCUUAGUGAGCGAAGACGCCGUGACCUCCGCGCUGCGCCAGGGCCUGGUGUUCUCCCUGAAGCGGCCAGACUUCUCCCUGGUGGUCAGCGUGACACCGCUGCCCUUCCUGGCGCUGGGAGAGGAGUUUGUCGACCCCAAAAGUCACAAGUUUGUCAUGAAGUUGCAAUCCGAAACCUCUGUGUGA